UCUAUCUCGCUUAUUGGGUAAUAGGCUGCUUUGCAAUACGGACUCCGUAGGUACGGCUGACUGAGCUCGUCGGCUUGCAGAAGGGGCAGGUGGUAGGCAUCACCAACCCACCUCCACUUGGCAGUCAGCGCACCUCGUUAGAAAAUCCAGUUGAUUAUUUAUCUUCCAUAUAAUCGAUCCGGGCACGUUUAAGUUAAUUCAUGUAUUUAAGGUCAUUGCUGUAGACCGUGCUCUAAGAUGGAAAACGCCCACACUAAAACAGCAUCUGAAGUUUUAGAAAACUUCGGUGUGAACGAAAACACUGGACUGACCCUUGAACAAGUGAAAAUCAAUUUUGAGAAAUAUGGACCCAACGAGCUGCCAGCUGAGGAAGGCAAGUCUCUGUGGGAGCUGGUGGUUGAGCAGUUUGAGGACCUGCUGGUGAGGAUCCUGCUGCUGGCGGCAUGCGUCUCCUUCGUGUUGGCCCUUUUCGAGGAAGGAGAGGAGACCACUACAGCAUUCGUGGAGCCUAUCGUGAUCCUGCUGAUCUUGGUGGCCAAUGCAGUGAUUGGAGUCUGGCAGGAGCGGAAUGCGGAGAAUGCCAUCGAGGCUCUGAAGGAGUAUGAGCCGGAGAUGGGCAAGGUCUUCCGCAUGAACCGCAAGGCCGUGCAGAGGAUCAAAGCCCGCGAAUUCGUCCCUGGCGAUGUGGUGGAGGUGGCAGUUGGUGACAAGGUGCCAGCCGACAUCCGGAUCACCUCCAUCAAGUCCACCACGCUGAGAGUGGACCAGUCCAUCCUCACAGGGGAGUCCGUAUCGGUGAUCAAGCAUACGGACCCGGUGCCUGACCCCAGAGCCGUCAAUCAGGACAAGAAGAACAUGCUGUUCUCGGGGACCAACAUUGCGGCGGGUCGUGCCAUUGGCGUGGUGGUGUCCACCGGGGUCGCCACGGAGAUCGGUAAGAUCCGCAACCAGAUGGCCUCCACCGAGCAGGAGAAGACCCCACUGCAGCAGAAGCUGGACGAGUUCGGCCAGCAGCUCUCUAAGGUGAUUUCGCUGGUGUGCGUGGCCGUGUGGGUCAUCAACAUCGGCCACUUUGCUGACCCGGUGCACGGCGGCUCCUGGGUGCGCGGCGCCAUCUACUACUUCAAGAUCGCCGUGGCGCUGGCGGUGGCCGCUAUCCCCGAGGGCCUGCCCGCCGUCAUCACCACCUGCCUGGCGCUGGGCACUCGCCGCAUGGCCAAGAAGAACGCCAUCGUGCGCUCGCUGCCCUCCGUGGAGACGCUGGGCUGCACUUCAGUCAUCUGCUCCGACAAGACGGGCACCCUGACCACCAAUCAGAUGUCCGUGUGCAGGAUGUUUGUAGUGGACAAGGCUGAGGAUUCCAGCUGUUCCCUCCACGAGUUCUCCAUCACUGGCUCCACUUACGCUCCCGAAGGACAAGUGAUGAAGGGUAGUAAGGUGGUGCAGUGUGCAGACUAUGACGGCCUGGUGGAACUGGCUACGAUCUGCUCCAUGUGCAACGACUCCUCUCUGGAUUUCAAUGAGGCCAAAGGUGUAUAUGAGAAGGUGGGGGAGGCCACUGAGACAGCGCUGACUACCUUGGUGGAGAAGAUGAAUGUCUUCAAGACAGACGUGACUGGCCUCAGCAAGGUGGAGCGGGCAGGAGCCUGCAACUCGGUGAUCAGGCAGCUGAUGAAGAAGGAGUUCACCCUGGAGUUCUCUCGAGACCGCAAGUCCAUGUCCGUCUACUGCAACUCCACCAAGAGCGGCUCCCAGAGCAAGAUGUUUGUCAAGGGAGCCCCGGAGAGUGUGAUCGAGCGGUGCCAGUCGGUGCGCGUGGGCACGGCCAAGGUGCCCCUGACGCUGCCCCUGAAGGAGCAGCUGAUGGAGACCAUCCGUGAGUGGGGCGCCGGCCGCGACACGCUGCGCUGCCUGGCACUGGCCACCCGCGACUCGCCCCCGUACAAGGACGACAUGGACCUGGAGGAGGCCUCCAAGUUCUCCCAGUACGAGUCGGAGCUGACGUUCGUGGGCUGCGUGGGGAUGCUGGACCCCCCCAGGAAGGAGGUGAUCGGCUCCAUCAAGCUGUGCAACGACGCCGGCAUCCGCGUCAUCAUGAUCACGGGCGACAACAAGGGCACGGCGGUGGCCAUCUGCCGGCGCAUCGGCAUCUUCGGCGAGGACGAGGACGUGCACGGCAGGGCCUACACGGGCCGCGAGUUCGACGACCUGACGCCCGAGGCCCAGCGCGAGGCUGUAAAACGCGCCCGCUGCUUCGCCCGCGUGGAGCCUGCGCACAAGUCCAAGAUCGUCAGCUACCUGCAGUCCUUUGAUGAAAUUACUGCCAUGACUGGUGAUGGUGUAAAUGACGCUCCGGCUCUGAAGAAGGCUGAGAUCGGCAUCGCCAUGGGCAGUGGCACGGCGGUGGCCAAGUCGGCCUCCGAGAUGGUGCUCUCCGACGACAACUUCUCCACCAUCGUGGCCGCCGUGGAGGAGGGCAGGGCCAUCUACAACAACAUGAAGCAGUUCAUCCGCUACCUCAUCUCCUCAAACGUGGGAGAGGUUGUUUGUAUAUUCCUGACUGCCAUCCUGGGCCUGCCUGAGGCUCUGAUCCCGGUGCAGUUGUUGUGGGUGAACCUGGUGACUGAUGGCCUCCCUGCCACCGCCCUGGGCUUCAACCCCCCUGACCUGGACAUCAUGGACAAACCGCCCCGCAACCCCAAGGAGCCCCUCAUCUCUGGCUGGCUCUUCUUCAGAUACCUGGCCAUUGGAGGUUAUGUGGGUCUGGGCACCGUGGGAGCCGCUACCUGGUGGUAUCUGUUUGAUGACGAGGGUCCACAGGUCACCUUCUACCAGCUGAGACACUUCAUGCAGUGCACGGAGGACAACCCCAUGUUUCAGGGUAUUGACUGUGAGGUGUUUGAGUCGCGCUACCCCACCACCAUGGCCCUCUCUGUGCUCGUCACCAUUGAAAUGUUCAAUGCACUCAACAGCCUGUCCGAGAACCAGUCCCUCAUGCGGAUGCCUCCCUGGGUCAACAUCUGGCUCCUGGGGGCCAUCAUCCUCUCCCUCUCUCUGCACUUCCUCAUCCUCCAUGUGGAGCCACUCCCGCUCAUCUUCCAGGUGACUCCUCUGCGCCCCUGUCAGUGGGUGGUGGUGCUGAAGAUCUCUCUGCCAGUCAUCCUCUUGGACGAGGGCCUCAAGUACAUGUCCCGUCACCAUCUAGAGGGUGACGAGGAGGAUAGGUACAUGAAGAGUCGGCAGCUGAAAUUCUGAGUCAACCGUCUGCCAAUCCUCCAACAACCGAACGCCACCCUCUCCAACCCCCCACCUACCCCAGUCCUUAAGCCCCCAACGCCCUCCUCUCUCCUCCCUUCUCUAGCCACUUCUUCUCUCUCCUCCCUUCUCUAGCCACUUCUUCUCUCCAGCACAUCCCCCCCUUACUGCAUGUCUAGCCACCACUAGAGACGAGCAGGGCUGUGUGUGUGUGUGUGUGUGUGUGUGUUUGUGUGUGUGUGUGUGUGUGUGUGUG
Molecule: messenger RNA, 3511 nt
Organism: Engraulis encrasicolus (European anchovy)
Lineage: Eukaryota; Metazoa; Chordata; Actinopteri; Clupeiformes; Engraulidae
Gene: atp2a3
Product: ATPase sarcoplasmic/endoplasmic reticulum Ca2+ transporting 3
Exons: 22
Coding region: 238-3255 (1005 amino acids)
Biological process (GO): intracellular calcium ion homeostasis; calcium ion transmembrane transport
Cellular component (GO): membrane
Molecular function (GO): ATP binding; ATP hydrolysis activity; P-type calcium transporter activity
Source: RefSeq, a predicted model, not a curated record